UGAAUCAAUGAAUUGUUAUCCUCUGUUUGAGUAUGGAUUUUUUUCAUAAAUGCCUACAAGGAAUUUAUAAGGUCAGAAGGUAUUUGUUGGAUUGGUAAAUUUUGGAUUUCAAGAAUAUUUCAGACUCCAAUAUGAUAGCUUUUGUAUUCCCUUCCUGCUUGGAGUUAUUGGAAUAUAAUUUUAUUUGAUUCGCCAGAAUCAAUGAUUUCAUAUUCUGAAUCAGUUUUGUUGUUCUCUUUACAAUUGACAAACAUAGAUCAAAUUCACCUCAUCGGAUCACACCCUGUGUUGAUAAUUCGGUUUGGGCCUUCCGACAAAAUAUAAAGCUGAGUGGAAUGAGUUUAAUGAGUGUUACAGAUUUAUGAACAGCUGGAGAGGAAAUGGAUCUGAUUCCCGAAGAUGCUCAAAAAAAAAAAUUAUUGGUAGUCUAAACUGAAUGUGCUGAAUGUAAUGGCAAAGGCAACCAAGAUGAUACUCUUACCAGAACAGCCUGCACCUUGACCCAUAGUCCUGAAUAACCCAGUGAAUUCAUCACCCAGUCUACUCUGGAUGGCAUUGAAUAAGUGUAAUAAUGUAAAAAAUCAUUUUUCAUUUUCUCAAAUCCUUUUUUACCCAGGAAAUAAUAUGAUUUUAAUAUAAUUUUAAUUUUCUUUGAUUGCCUAUCGUGAGAGCAAGAUGGCCGAUGAUUCUGUAAAUGUCUGUGUUGCUGUCCGUGUGAGGCCUCUUCUACCAAGUGAAAGACUUCAUAGCCACCAGGUUUGUGUGAAGAAAGUUCCAAACUCCAAGAAUCAACUUCUUGUUGGAAAAGACAGAUCUUUCACUUUUGAUCAUUUGCAUUGGUGGAACACAAAACAACAGGAUAUCUAUAAAACCACUGUGAAGCCGCUAGUUGAAGGGUGUUUUCAAGGUUACAAUGCGACAGUAUUCGCGUAUGGUCAAACUGGUUCAGGGAAGACAUACACUAUUGGUGGAAGCAACCCUGCAAACAUAACGAGGGAUGAACAAGGAAUUAUACCAAGAGCUAUUAAUGAGAUGUUUUCUGAGAUUAAAUCACCAGGAAGAAAACAUAUUGACCAUGCAAUUAAGGUUUCUUAUGUUGAAAUCUAUAAAGAAGAAGUCCGAGAUUUAUUGGAAGUUGAUCUUCAAAAAUGUAAAGACGUUUCAUAUCAGAGAAGAUCAGAAUGGGAAACUGUGAUAAUCGGCGCAAGAGAGGAGAAUUGCUCCACAGCUGACGAAGUCAUGAGCUUACUUCAGAAGGGCAGCGCAGUUCGUCACACGGGAGCGACACAGAUGAAUGAGUUAUCAAGCAGAUCUCAUGCAAUAUUUACUAUUCAUAUGAUACAGACAUGGCCAUGCACACCGAGGCCUAAAAAUUUGAACACAAACAACAGUAAUAAUAGCAUGAAUGGAUUGAUGGAUUCGGAUGAUCUUGAUGAUGAGAAAAUACAGAAUGUAAUGUCAGCUAAGUUUCAUUUCGUCGACCUCGCUGGCUCAGAAAGAGCUAAUCGAACUGGGAAUACUGGAGAGAGGUUCAAAGAGUCAGUUCAAAUCAACACUGGGCUUCUUGCUUUGGGAAAUGUUAUCAGUGCUUUGAGUGAUCCGAAGAAAAAGAAAAUUGGACACGUGCCUUACAGGGACUCAAAGAUUACAAGAGUCCUGAAAGACUCACUUGGAGGGAACGCUCGCACAGUCAUGAUCACCUGCAUAAGUCCGUCUUCAACAAGUUUUGAUGAAACAUUGAACGCUUUGAAAUAUGCGAAUCGUGCCAAGAAUAUCACCAAUAAACCAGUGGUAAACAGAGAUCCUCAACAGAUUUUGAUUGAAGACCUUCAAAGAUGA
This is a messenger RNA of Styela clava, 1839 nucleotides long. NCBI's taxonomy places the organism in Eukaryota, Metazoa, Chordata, Ascidiacea, Stolidobranchia, Styelidae. The record is from RefSeq and is a predicted model, not a curated record.